CUUUAUUUUAUAUGCUUUAUUUUUCUUUCUUUAAUUUAAUCAUUAUUGUGGCAAAGCGAAACGCUAGUUCCCUUUCCCCACUUAUAUUGUGUUUCCCAUUUAAGUGAUCAUCGCGAGAAUUCAUCUGAUGCGUAUGAAUACGUAUCUCCAUUGACUUGCUUACAUAAUAGGUACAUACUUACAUGCGUAUGUAACAAUAUACGUGCAGUUAUAGGUAGAUUUUUUCACCCUUAGCAGAACAAAUUACCUUGAGAAGGCAAAAAUGAAGAGAGAUCGCUCCGAGAAUUCAGUUGAAAAUGCAUCCGACCCUAAGCAUUCAAAAAUUGAGAACGAUGACCCCCUGAUACCGUUCAUGAAGGAUUUCGAAGACAUCCAAAAGGACAUCGAGCAGUUGGACAUAAAAUGUGCGCAUGAGCAGAUGAACAUCCAGAAGCAGUAUGAUGAGAAGAAGAAGCCUUUGUUCGAAAAGCGAGAUGAGAUAAUUGAGAAGGUGCCCGGGUUCUGGGCUAACACCCUGAGGAAGCAUCCUGCAUUAAGCGAUAUAGUGCCCGAGGAUAUAGAUAUUUUAAACUGCCUCGUAAAAUUAGAUCUGAAGGAUAAUAUGGACAACAAUGGCUCCUACAAAAUUACCUUCACCUUUAAUGAAAAGGCAAAGGAGUACAUGGAGCCGCUAACUUUAGUAAAGCAUGUCACCUUCGACAACAAUCAGGAGAAGGUAGUUGAGUGUACCAGAAUUAAGUGGAAGGAUGGAAAGAAUCCCAUAGCAGCUGUGUCGAACAAUAGAUCCGACUUAGACAACGAAAUGCCAAAAUGGUCUAUCUUCGAAUGGUUCACCACGGAAGAAUUACAAGAUAAACCAGAUGUAGGGGAAUUGAUAAGAAGAGAAAUUUGGCACAAUCCCUUAUCCUACUAUCUUGGCUUAGAAGACUUUGAUGACUUCGAUGAAGACUUCGACGAAGAGUUUGAUGAUGAGGACGAUGAGGAUGACGAGGAAGAUGAUGAAGAGGAUGAGGAAGAUGAGGAGGAUGAGGAAGACGAGGACGAUAAGGACGACGAUGAUGAGAAAGAUGAUGACGAUAUGGAUGGAGAUGAUGAUGGGAAGGAGGACGAGAAUGAUGACUAG
Messenger RNA from Plasmodium coatneyi, 1123 nucleotides. RefSeq names its product Aspartic acid-rich protein. The record is from RefSeq and is a predicted model, not a curated record. Gene Ontology annotation, biological process: nucleosome assembly; protein tetramerization. Bases 263 to 1123 code for a protein of 286 amino acids. Gene Ontology annotation, cellular component: chromatin; nucleus. The transcript is spliced from 3 exons. NCBI's taxonomy places the organism in Eukaryota, Apicomplexa, Aconoidasida, Haemosporida, Plasmodiidae. Gene Ontology annotation, molecular function: chromatin binding; histone binding.